Molecule: messenger RNA, 1030 nt
Organism: Umbelopsis ramanniana AG
Lineage: Eukaryota; Fungi; Mucoromycota; Umbelopsidomycetes; Umbelopsidales; Umbelopsidaceae
Exons: 5
Coding region: 185-907 (240 amino acids)
Molecular function (GO): antioxidant activity; oxidoreductase activity
Source: RefSeq, a predicted model, not a curated record
UUUUUUUUUCAAAAAAAAAUCUAUUUCUUAGUGAUUGGUAUUGCGCAUUCAAAGUUGACGAGAGCUACAAAAAAAAAUACAGCGAUGCUAGCGCGGAAGUUGUGUUCAGGCCAGCAUAAAUUAAACUGAAGCAGUUCCUGCAGACAGUCUGAGAAGCACAGCAAAAGUAGCAAUAGCUUAAGGGAUGUUGGGAGCCUUCAGUGGUAACUGGUGCCAAAAUUUGCAUUUUUUUUAUGGCACGCUCGUACAAGAGCUCAGCCGGCGUCUUUCGAGAUUUUUCCACCGCAUCAACAUGAAUACCACCAUCAAGGAAUUAGGAGGACUAGAGUUUGUCAAAGGGGAUCCCAUUACCAUUGGAGCCGACACAGCUAACAAAGUGGUGGUGAUUGAAUUCUGGGCAACUUGGUGUCCACCUUGCAGAGAUAGCAUCCCUCAUAUCAGUGAUUUGGCGAAGAAGUAUCGUCAGAAGAAUGUGGUGGUGAUUGGAAUCACCAACGAGCAAGAUGGAGAGAAAGUCAAGCAAUUUGUGCAAGGACAAGGCAGCAACAUGGACUACGCUGUAGCGAUUGAUAGACGUGGAGAAGCGAACAAAGCUUUUAUGGAGCCUACAAACACCAAAAGUAUCCCAGCUGCAUUUAUUCUGGAACAUAACAAGAUAAUUCACCAUGGACAUCCGAUGGAACCACGUUUCUCGGAUGUCUUACAAGCAGCUGCGGAGAGGGCCAUUCCUCCUCCGACUGCUUUACCGCUGAUCACCGAUAGCCGAGAGGAUUUGUUAAAGAAGAGCAACAAGGAAUUGAGACAGAUCUUGAAAGAAAGAGGCAUCUCGGAUAAAGAUUGCUUGGAGAAGACAGAAUUUGUGGAUAAAAUCAUAGCAACCUGCAGCAAAAUUCAAUACUACGCUUAACAUGAUUCGUCCGUCUAUUUGAGCGUGCGUGACUCACAAAUUCUCUUGGAACCCAGUCUGGAAUUUUUUUUAAACCACUGGGCUUUCUAUCUCAUUUUAAAGAAGGGGGAGUAUUUCCAGAAU